AACUUAUAAAAAUGAAAUAUUUACAAAUACAAAAAAUACAAUAUUUUCUAUUGAGUCAAUAUAAGACUUUCUGUUGCAGUCAUUUAACACAGGAAACACAAUAGAAACAAAACAAACAGGUUUUCUUUAAGUCAGAUGAUUAAAAAAAAAAGAAGAAGAAAGCAAUCAACAAAAGCAAUAGUGAAACUAGUUCCUAAAGUAGGAGGAACUUCAGGCCCUUCUGCCAGAGAUAAGAGUCUGUCUGUAUUGGUAGCCUUCCACAGUCCAAAGAAGAAGCUACUCUGGAAGCAGGUCUCUGCAGAGCAACUGAAGACAGAAGUCUGGUCUUCAAGAGACAGGUCAAGCUCUGGAAGACCUGCUUUGUCCACUCCACACCCACCAUUCCAUUGGCCACCAGAAAGAUGUUGUAGAGAAGGAGAACAGGCCACGGUGGGGGAUGAGCAGGCAGAGUGCCGACUCUGGACACUAUGGUUAAGCACCCAGAUCUACUAUCCUGAUACCAGCUCUGCUGUUUCAAUUCCAGUUCAGCGCUAUCCAUCACUAAUCAUGGCCACAGUAGAGAAUGACCAGGAGGUCCUGAUAAGCAGCAAACCAAGACCAAAUCUCCAAGAGAUGCUGAGAGAUGUGGGACUGGCAGUUGAGUACUGGUUACCAAAGCUGCAGGAACACCUGGGUGUCACCUGUGCUGAGGCCAUACAAUAUCUAGGGAAAAAAGACCUACAGAAACUGAAAACUCAGGCACAAUAUCCCUGGGAGGAAAAAGCUCUGGAAAAGCUUCUAAAACAAUCUCAUUUAAGUACACUUUCACCACUGAAGGAGUCUCCAAUGGAAAUGAUAAAGAAAGCACAGAAGAAAGCAGAGAAGUUUCUGCAGAAGCUAAGAAGUCAGCUAUCAGAAGGAAGAAAUCGAGAGGAAGAAUCAGUCAGGGAAAAUGAGGCAGAGCUAAGGCAGGCAAUGGAUAUUCCCAAGGAUUACUGGCCAUCUCCAGAAAAGUCCCUAAAAGAAGUCACAGAAAUCAUGCAGAGACAACUUAACUUCAUGGAGGACACACUGUCCCAAAGGCAAAAUCUCCCUGAUAAAGAGCUGAUUAGAUUGGCAUCUGGAGGACUAGCCCUGCAGGGAAUUUUCAAGACAAGCUCCCAAAAGAGCCUGUUAGAGAAGAGAGAGGAGCUGCUCAGAGUGCCUGAGAAAUUCUCAUUCUUUGGUCCUGAACAGGGAACACAAAUGGAAACAAAGGAAUUUACAUCUUCCCAGCAGAAAUCCAUCUUCACCAAGACAAUAGAGAAACUGGGCUUCAGUGCAAUUGCUGGGACCAAGGGUGGAGGCUGGGGAUGUAGCCUGGAAGCUGGUAUGGAUCGCAGCAAACAUUCAGAAUCUAGUGAAAUUGGACAGUCACAUGCUCAGCACUCAUACUACUGUGCCACCACAUUAUGCUACGUCCCAGUGGUCUCCUGCCACUUUCUCGCUGAUCAGCUCCAGCUCUCCAAUGCUGCUUUCCAGAAACUGAAACAAAUUGAAGAACUGAUCAGUGAGACUUCAGAUGCAGACAGUGUGAAAUACAGUAUUGAAGACUUUUUCCAAAGGUUUGGCUCUCAUGCUAACCAGGGCCCUCUGCACCUUGGAGGAAUCUACUGGUGGAAAGCCAUUUCAGAGGGAUUCCAAAGUGAGCAGCUGGAAGAAGUGAAACAGUUAUCAGCAGAAGCCUUGGAUAGUUACAUAAAGGGCAGUUACGCUGGUUUGGGGAUCAAUGUUGCAGCAGAAGUGGAUGUGUCAAACUCCCAAUCAAAAGCACAUUCUCAUAGCUUUCACUUAAGAAAUCACCAAACCAAAGUCCAACUAUCUGCAGCCCAAACAGGUGGCCCACCAGAAGCAAGUGACAUUUUGCAGUGGAAAGCUGGGCUAGUUGCCAGUAAUAAAACCUGGUGUGUCAUUGACCAGGAACUUCAGCUGGUUCCUGUUUGGGACAUCAUCCUCUCCAACCACAGAAGUGAGUUUAAGGAUCCUCUUAAAGUAGCUGACUGCCUGAAAGAUGCCUACACAGCUCUGACUGGCCUCACCGCCAUGAUACAUAGAGGAAAGGAUUUACUAAAUGCUGAUGAAGAAGCUAGAGCAUUCCUAGAAGAGGUGAAAUCCUGGCAGGUUUCUGAUCCUGGAAAACAGCUUAAUCAAAUGGUAAACUUCAUGCAAAUGUUAAGCAAGAAAAUGAAAAGUUAUCAGACUUGGAUUAACAUCUAUCUCACAGACUCACGCCUGCAGAAUUUCCUGAUAAACACUGUCAACUACUGCAAGGUGUCUCCCACUCAUAAUACUGCCUUGAUUAAGUCUCAGUUGCGCAGCCUCUUGGAUCCUCACAUCUAUGAAGUGACAAGCUUCCCAAAAGCUCGCUCCAUCCUGAAGUGGAUCUUCCACAAAGAGUCACAGCAAGAACAGCUCAACAUCUGCCAAUUUUCUGAAUUAAUAAAAAUUUUAAAGAAAAAUCAGAAUAAUAUCAUGGAUGUGAAGGCCAAAUCUGAAUCCCUAGAAAUCAUGGAGGAAGCUCAAAAAGAGGCAACAAGUGUGAUUAGCCUGGCUCUUGACUGUUUCUUGAGUCACCUCCAAGAACAAGAGCAGUCAGACAUACACUUCUUGCUACUUUCCAUUGCAGCUGCUGUGGGGUUUCAUAAGGUCUACUAUACUUUUCAGCAUCUCCUGGAGUAUCAUGAGUUAGGAUUCCUAGUGCAUGAAAUGCAAUCUGCCCAUGAUAAAUACCAGGAACUCAAAAGUAUUUGCAGCAACAGGGCACAGGCCUUCCUAGUGCUCACAAGUCUAACAGUCACUGCCGGUGUCACAGCUGUUGCUCCAGAAGAAAAAAAUGAACGCCUGGAAUUUAUAAAAAAGCACAUAGGACAGCUACUGUCCAGUGAAGUUAUGCAUGUCCUCACCUCACAUGGGAUAGGUCAUGACUGGGAAAACCUGGAGAAAGACUUGAGAUUGCUCACUGAUGGGAAUUAUGAAGUCAGUGUAUCUUCAGUGAAAAUAGAGGAGGCAGCAAAACUACUAAAAAGUAUCUUCCAUGAAAGGAAAAGGCCACAGGAGCUACAUAAUACUGAAGAAAACAAGGAUCAAGUCUUACAAAAUGGAAUCUUCCUCGGACUACUACAGUAUCUGGGCCUUGAAAGUUACUACCCAAAAAGGAUGAAGAGAAAGAACUUCCAAUUGAUAUACAAGACUUCUGUAUUCAACAGUCAGCCGAGAUCUGGACAUGAGCUUCCAUUCUAUUAUCUGCAGAAGCUGCAGAUGCUGGAUUAUAGCUUGAGAUACCUGGUUAUCAGUGAUGAUAAUAACAAAGGGAAUCAAGUCUAUCCAACCCCUUCCACUCAUGAAAAUGAAACAUUUGAUCCAUUUGAAGAUCUUUCUGAAAACAGCGACACUGACAGUGAUCUUUCAGCCUCUACACUCAGACCCCACAUUCACCCUAUGGAUAUUCAGAUGGCAAUUCUUCACUGUGCAGAUGAUUUUGCCAGGCAGUAUAUUUUGGGGAAACUGUCCAUAUGUCAGUAUGCACUCCCUCUCCUCAUUCCUAAUCCCUGUAAUUCUCAAAUUGAAUUCUCUCUCUGGUCUCUCAGGCAGGUUAGGAAAAAUUGGCAACAAGCAAGUAAGCUCUCAAAUGAGAAGUACAACUACACGAAUCAGCAGAUGUGCCGUGUCUCUGCCCCAGUGGUGUCCUUUAUUAGAGUAGGAAAUGGAUUCUCUGCUUCAAAAUCCCAGAUCAUGAAUUGUCUUCUCAGUAAACGGAAACAUGAUGUCUUUUUCCAUCGGCAUUGCAAAGGAAGCACCAGAGACUGUGUCUUAAUGGGGGGUGUCGUAGAAAUCUGCUGGUUCUGUCCUGGGGGAGAUGAGGAGGACAAAUUUGACAAAUGUGUGGCCUUCACCAAUCUUCACGGAGAUGCUAAAGUAUACAAGCAGCAACUCAACUUUCUUCUCGAGAUCUCCUCCAUCAUUGUAUUACUGAUGUCAACUUCAGGUGAUGAUAAAGAAAACCGAAAAUUUAUCCAAGAACUGAGUAAGUCAUCACCAAAGUCAAUAGUCUUCUUGAUUGAUGACAGAGAAAAAGUAGUCAAUACAGCUGAAAAAAGGGUGAGUAUUGGGAUCAGGAACAGAAAUGAGGCAGAGUUAACAGAAGAGCUCACAAUGGCAAUCAGGCGACUCCUGGAGCUCUCUGACACUACUCUCAGCUUAGAGGACUGUGCCAGGGUUGCUCGCAGUCAAGGAUUUAUUAUUGAUGAAGAUCACACAGAGUGUAAGGAAGCCAAAGAAAAGGCAGACACUCUAGUGGCACUACUUAGAGAUGUGAGUAAAUCUCAUGUGAAACAACAGGUACUGCCACUUCAGGGGCUACUAUGGCAUUCCUGGUGUAAGAAGGACAAAGAACUCUAUCAUUUGAAAGAAAAAGGAAAUAGAAGCAUUGAACAACACAAGUGUCUGAUAGAGGCAGAAAAACAACGCAUAAGAAAACAACAACUGAUAACAGCCUUUCCUCUCAAUGAUUUCAUGAGAUCUGUCCUUGAGGUUCUCCAAAACUAUGCUGAAUCUCACAACAAACACUACUUUCUGCAAUGGCUGAGUGUGUUUUUGGAUGAUCUGACUGCAAGGCACUUGGAAAAACUAAAAGAAAAGAAAAAUACUCUGUGUACACUAGUACAAACAGAAAAGAAAAAGACAUCAAAGAGCAAAAACCUGAAACUAAGGGAAAAGGAAAUAGAAGCUAUUUCCAUGGAGAUAACUGGCUGUACCUUGGGAAUUGAGCACAUUCUCAGAGAAAUUAGUCAGAUCUACGAAGGCCUGGAAGAAGCAUCCUCCAUAGAAUAUAACCUUUUACUCCACCUGCCUGAGAUUGCUGCAGAUCUGAUGAUAUCUGGGGUUCCCAUUGAGCUGAUGGAUGGGGAAGCUGCAUAUGUGCCUCUAAAGUGGGUGGCAGCUGUUUUUGACAAAGUCUCUGAGAAACUGGGGAACAAGCGACUGUUUGUUCUCUCUGUCCUGGGACUGCAGAGCUCAGGGAAGUCCACCUUGCUGAACGCCCUGUUUGGGCUGCAGUUCACUGUCAGUGCUGGCAGGUGCACCCAGGGGGCAUAUAUGCAGCUCCUCAAGGUGGAGGAGACAUUCACAGAGGAACUUGGAUUUGACUUUUUACUUGUCGUGGACACAGAAGGGCUCCGCGCCCCAGAACUCAGCAGCAAAUCCCAGAAUCGUGACAAUGAGUUGGCCACCUUUGUCAUUGGACUUGGAAACUUGACUCUCAUCAAUAUUUUUGGGGAAAACCCUUCAGAAAUGCAAGAUAUCCUACAAAUUGUUGUCCAAGCCUUUCUGAGAAUGAAGCAAGUGAAGAUAUCCCCAAGUUGUCUCUUUGUCCAUCAGAAUGUGGGGGAAGUUACAGCUAAGGAGCAAACCAUGGAAGGACGAAGGCGGCUAGAGCAGAGGUUAGAUGAAAUGGCAGCUACAGCAGCUGAACAAGAACAGUACUCAGAUAUCACACGCUUCAGUGACGUCAUUAAGUUUGAUGUCAGCACUCAAGUCUUCUACUUUGCUCACCUCUGGGAUGGUAACCCCCCAAUGGCCCCCCCCAAUCCUCGCUACAGCCACAAUAUCCAGGAACUAAAAAGUAAUAUUCUUACAACUGCCAAAGAGACAUCUAGGGGGAGCAUCAUGAAGAUAUCAGAUGUAAAACUCCGGGUUCAAGACUUGUGGAGGGCCCUGGUAAGUGAGAACUUCAUUUUCAGCUUCAGGAACACCCAAGAGGUCAUGGCCAUGAGCAAGCUAGAAACCAGGUAUAACUCCUGGACCUGGGAGCUGAGGCGUCAUGUCCUCGAUUUGCACAACCAGCAGAUCAAUGAAAUUCAAAAUGGGAAACUCACAGAAAGUACAUUUGAGUCAUCAGUUACAGAAAAGCAUGAAGCCAUUAAGAAAGAAUUUGAAAAAUACUUCAGUGAAAAUCCAGAUUAUGAAAUACUUGUUCAGUGGAAAGCAAAUUUUGAAAUGAAGCUACUAACUCUUAAAGAAGCACUUAUUUCUGACAGUCAAAGAAAAGCCAGAGAACUUAUUAGUUUUAAAAGAAGUCAAGAAAAAUUGGAGAGCAAAAAAACAGGCUAUGAAAAGGAAAUACUGAAAAGAAGUCAAGACUUGGCUUCAACUGUCAAAGGCAAAGAACUGAGUGAGGAGGAGCUAUAUAAGACAUUCAAUCAACUUUGGCAAACAUGGGUGUAUGAUGUGACCUCAGCUCUACAACCAGCUCCAGAACCAACAAUUGAUAAGGAUGCUGAGAAUGUUCUUUUGCAAUAUUUCCAAAAGGAGAAAAACAUGGCAAAUACAAUCAGGAAAUAUUCUGGAGAAAAGUUUCAAAUUAUAUAUGACAAACAUGCCAAACUGAAUAAGUACUUCUUUGAAAUUACAAAGCAAUUAGAAGCCCAGGAUAAAGAGUCCAUAAAUGUAACUACUGACCGCAUUGUUUCUAGCUUUAAUGAAACUAUUAAUAAUAUUUUGGGACAGAAGUGUGAUUAUAAUUCAAGUUAUUUCCAUGAGAUCUAUAACAUAGUAGAAAAAGAAGUGCAAUCUGCAUCCACUGGUGAUAGAUAUACAUUUACUAAUAGCUAUAAAAUUGACUUAUCUCUGAGUUUAUUUCAAAGAGCAUCAGAGAAGUUUAAGGAGAUGCACGAGGCAUUCAAGAGAGCAAAUGACCCUAAAUACUACCUGGAAAGCAAGAAAAAUUAUUUCUUCAUGAGUUUUAAGAUCUCAUGUCAAGGAGCAACAUCAGUCAAAGUGUUUAUUGACUUCCUGUGGCAGAAGCUCACCCCGGCAGUCUCUACCAUGAUAGAGGAGAAAACUGCCUCCAAUAUUGCUGGGGACAUGCGAGCAACCUGCCCUGCUUUCAAUGGAAAUAGGUCUAACCUGGAGAAACACAUUCUCAUCUCUUUGGCAGAAGAAGAAAAUUUUGAAAAUUACCAGCAGUAUAUAUUUAAUCCAAAAUCAUUUUUUAGUAAUUAUAUCAGAAACUUAAUUAGAAGAUAUUUUUCAGGAACAGGAAGUGAAAGGAUGAAAACUUUCUUAAAACUAAAUCUAGAGGACAUAAAAACUGUUCUCAGCCAUGCUAUUGAACAGUCCACAACAGAAACUAAAGAUAAAAGCUGCACUGUGUCUGGGUGGUUGGAUUUCUUCUGCAAUCACCUGGGCAGUAACCUGAUUUUCCCACGGAAAGACCUGAUAGGCAUUGAACACCAGGAGAUAAACGAUAUUGAGUUUCUUAAGAAAACCAUGUUUGAAGCUUUGGAUCCUGCAAUGGAUGAAGUAAGCCAGAACUGUUUGAGUAUAGAUACAGAGAUAACAGUUCAAAAAGUUGAGAAAAUGCUCUCUGAACAUCUCAGUGGCUGCUGGAAACAGUGUCCCUUCUGCAGAGCCAUUUGUACAAACACAAUCCCUAACCAUGAUGGAGACCACAGUGUUCCUUUCCACCGUCCAGAGGGAAUCAAUGGAAUAAAAUGGAUCGACACAGACAACUUUUCCAUUGAUUUCUGUACUUCUUCUGUAGCAAGUGACUGCUAUUUUGUUUUUGAUGAUGGCAGGAAAUUCCCAUAUAAGAACUACCGACUGGCUGGAGGAGAAUAUGCCACAUGGAGCAUCACCCCUGAUAUAUCAACCCAGCCAUACUGGAAAUGGUUUGUCUGUCACUUCAGAUCGCAGCUUGAGAAUACACAUCAUAAAAAAUUUCAAGGGAGGGGCCAAAUCCCUGAUGCGUGGAACAAAAUCACAAAGCAGGAUGCGAUUGCUGAUUUGAAAAAGCAGUAAUACGGAAUGACCACAAAGGUGUCCCGAAAGUUGAACACAAGGUUGAAAGUACUUGAACAAUUAUAAAAUAACUUCAUUCACAAUAAGUAAUCUUAUUUUUUCCAUUCCAAAUGAAACAUAAGAACAAUUCAAUUAACAUUUCACAAGGUGAAGAUUUUCUUUGAAGAGAUUCUUAUUUUUUCUUUUCCUCAAUAAAUCUGGGUCCAUACUCCCAGAGGGAUAAAGAAUAGGGAACUUAUCAAUGGAGGGGGGUGGAUAUGGAGCUCUGUGGGUGGGUAUUAUGUGGAAAUGUAUCCCUUUUAUCUUAUAGUCUUGUCAAUAUUUCCAUUUUAUAAAUAAAAUUAAUUAAGAGAAAAUAUUUUUAAAAGUCUGAGUUUGAAAAUGUACUAUCUUCAAUGAGCAAUGAUAAAACAGAUCAGAUUUGAAAUUCAAGUAAUUCAUUUAAAAUGCUCAUUUCAUAUUCAAAAGUAUCAUUCAGAAUGUUGUUUUGAUACAUGCAGUGAUCUAUAAAUUCACAGAAAAUACUGUUUUCAUAAACAAAAUAAAAAUUAUUGCAGACUUUUGCAAAUGUGCAUAAAAACCAUACAGAUUUUCAACCAAUAUACAUCUAUCUGAUGGAACUACAAAUUACCUUGUUUAUAAUAUACAUCUUCCACCCUCUCCAUAUAUGAAUAAGAGUUACUACCUAUGAAUAAAAAAAUAUUCAUACACACUCA
Messenger RNA from Erinaceus europaeus (western European hedgehog), 8531 nucleotides. Its product is annotated as interferon-induced very large GTPase 1-like. Lineage: Eukaryota; Metazoa; Chordata; Mammalia; Eulipotyphla; Erinaceidae. The coding region runs from base 136 to 7815 and encodes 2559 amino acids. The record is from RefSeq and is a predicted model, not a curated record. Gene Ontology annotation, molecular function: GTP binding. The transcript is spliced from 4 exons.